AUGGAGCCAUCCGCACAACAGCUCCAGCUGGCAGCAGCAACCCAGGCCAGUUUAUCUGACUUCUGCCAAGGCUCUGAAAUGCCAACUAUGUCAAGGCCUGCGCUUGAUGUCCAGGGUGGCGCCUCACCUGCAAAGGAGGAUGCCAACCCUGAGAUGAGCUCGCUGGCCUACUCUGAGCUGGGAGUGAAGGAUCGCAAAGCAGUGGCCAUUCUGCACUACCCCGGGGGGACCUCCAAUGGCACCAAGGCCAGUGGGGCUUCUGCUGGUUCUUCUGGGUCUCCGCCUCCAGCAGGCUCUCCUGCUGCUGCCCCACCCACUAAGCCCCCACCCUUUAAUGUGCACCCUGCCCCUCACCUGCUGGCCAGUAUGCAGCUGCAGAAACUUAAUAGCCAGUAUCAUGGGGUGGCUGCCACCACCCCGAGCCAGUCUGGAGAGGCAGGGGCCCUGCAAAACUGGGGCUGUGAGGCUCAGGUGGGAGGAGCAGAGUCACUCCCCGCUCCUGCUGCUGGGGCCCAGAAUCCUGCAAUCAUUGAUUCUGACCCGGUGGAUGAGGAGGUGCUGAUGUCGCUGGUGGUGGAACUGGGACUGGACCGGGCCAAUGAGCUUCCGGAGCUGUGGCUGGGGCAGAAUGAGUUUGACUUCACUGCGGACUUUCCGACUGGUUGCUGAUGCCAAGUGCCCCCUAAUGAUGGAGGAAUAAAGCCACCGAUUCUGUUGUAAAUAAAAAUAAAAGUUACUUGCAAAGA
This is a messenger RNA of Ochotona curzoniae (black-lipped pika), 746 nucleotides long. RefSeq names its product Cbp/p300 interacting transactivator with Glu/Asp rich carboxy-terminal domain 1 (gene CITED1). The record is from RefSeq and is a predicted model, not a curated record. Gene Ontology annotation, cellular component: nucleus. The coding region runs from base 1 to 669 and encodes 222 amino acids. The transcript has 3 exons. Gene Ontology annotation, biological process: melanocyte differentiation; regulation of DNA-templated transcription. NCBI's taxonomy places the organism in Eukaryota, Metazoa, Chordata, Mammalia, Lagomorpha, Ochotonidae.